Molecule: messenger RNA, 1774 nt
Organism: Aedes albopictus (Asian tiger mosquito)
Lineage: Eukaryota; Metazoa; Arthropoda; Insecta; Diptera; Culicidae
Product: cytochrome P450 4d2
Exons: 4
Coding region: 207-1706 (499 amino acids)
Molecular function (GO): iron ion binding; heme binding; oxidoreductase activity, acting on paired donors, with incorporation or reduction of molecular oxygen
Source: RefSeq, a predicted model, not a curated record
GUUCGCGUUGUGAAAGCCGGCGAGAAAGAGUGCAUCACUACAUUUUCCGCGUCGAUUAACUGUGCUGUUGAAUGGAACAGAAUACCCCCGCUCUGUAGAUACAGUUUACUCUUAUCGCUGACCUGUGGCGUCCAUAUUCGAUGCGUAUUUGUAGCACGCGUUGUUGUUUGUAGGCAUAUGUUUUGAAUUUGAGCUGAAGCGCGAAGAUGUCCCUUCUGGAUUGGAUUCUGGUGAUUGUCGGUGCUGUGCUGGGGAUUAACUAUCUGCUCGUUCGGAGAAACCUGAAAUACCAGUCCCAAUGGCCGGGUCCAGCGGCGGUUCCCCUCAUCGGGUGCUACUAUUUGUACUUCAACAAAAAGCCUGAAGAUGUCAUGGACUUCAUCUUCACGCUGAGCCGCAAGUACGGCACAAUGUUCCGCGUCUGGGUCGGAACUCGGUUGGCUCUGUUCUGCACCAACACCCCGGACACGGAAACUGUGCUGAGCAGCCAGAAGCUGAUCCGCAAGAGCGAGCUGUACAAGUUUCUGGUACCAUGGUUGGGCAAUGGGCUGCUGUUGAGCACCGACCAGAAGUGGUUCAACAAGCGCAAAAUCAUCACUCCGGCUUUCCAUUUCAAGAUCUUGGAACAGUUUAUCGAGGUGUUUGAUCGGCAGAGCGGGAUUCUGGUGGAAAAGUUGAAACCGGAGGCCACCGGGAAGCUGGUGAACGUGUACCCGUACGUGACGCUGUGUGCGUUGGAUGUCAUUUGUGAGACCGCAAUGGGAACCCCGAUAAAUGCCCAGACGGACGUGGAUUCCAAGUACGUUCGAGCUGUGACGGAGUUGAGUUAUCUCCUGACCACCAGAUUCGUGAAGGUUUGGCAGCGAUCGGACUUUCUGUUCAACCUUUCGCCCGACAGGAAGCGUCAGGAUGAGGUGAUCAAGGUGCUACAUGAGUUCACGACGAACAUCAUCCGGAAGCGAAGGAAGGAGUUGAUGGACCACGGUGACAGUGGAAUUGUGGGUGACGAUAGCAUUGGUUCCAAAAAGAAGAUGGCAUUCCUGGAUGUGCUGCUGCAAGCUACCGUUGAUGGACAACCGUUGUCGGACAAGGAGAUUCAGGAAGAGGUGGACACUUUCAUGUUUGAAGGCCAUGAUACCACUACGAUUGCCAUUGCGUUCACUUUACUCCUGUUGGCUCGCAACCCGGAUGUCCAAGAAAAAGUGUACAAAGAAGUAAUCGACAUCAUUGGUACCGAUUUAAGUAUUCCAGUGACUUACCGAAAUCUUCAGGACAUGAAGUACCUGGAAAUGGUAAUUAAGGAAUCGCUGCGACUCUAUCCUCCGGUACCGAUCAUUGGCAGGAAGUUCAACGAGAAAACCACAAUUGGAGGAAACGUCAUACCAGAAGAUUCAAACUUCAAUCUGGGAAUUAUUGUCAUGCAUCGGGAUCCGAAGCUGUUUGAAGAUCCGGAGAAGUUUGACCCCGAGCGGUUCAGUCCCGAGCGUACCAUGGAGCAGUCUUCACCGUAUGCGUACAUUCCGUUUAGCGCAGGACCUAGGAACUGUAUUGGUCAAAAAUUCGCCAUGUUGGAACUGAAGAGCACCCUUUCCAAGGUCAUCAGGCACUACCGGUUGACGCAGGCAGGCCCGGAACCGCAACUGAUCAUCCAACUUACCUUGAAGCCGAAAGACGGACUGCAGAUCGCUUUUGUGCCUCGUGCUUAACCUAGAUGUAGAUCACUUUCCCGUGAGGCUAACUGAAUGUGAUAUGUGCAUUAAAAUUUGGAAACGAC